Messenger RNA from Paramacrobiotus metropolitanus, 603 nucleotides. RefSeq lists its product as uncharacterized. The coding region runs from base 1 to 603 and encodes 200 amino acids. The record is from RefSeq and is a predicted model, not a curated record. The transcript has 3 exons. NCBI's taxonomy places the organism in Eukaryota, Metazoa, Tardigrada, Eutardigrada, Parachela, Macrobiotidae.
AUGUUUAUCUUUAUCAGCGCGGUAAUAACCGGCUGCGUUUUCCACCGUAUGAACGAAAAAUUAAAAUCCACCAACGUCAGCGAGGAGAUGCUCGAUUGUGAGAAUCUGUGCAACGCUGUGUCGCUGCUGGAUCGCAGCAUCCGCUGGAUGAAUGCGGUGAUCCUGUGGGAACGGAUCUUGCGUCUGUUGUUGGCGAUCUACGGUUUGUGUGAGGAGCACUAUUCACCCGGCUAUACGAGUCCGUUGGUUUAUGUUCCGGUGACAUCGGGUGUGGUCAUGUUAACGGUAUAUCUUUCCGUUUUCAUUUACGCAAUGGAACAGGAGUGCAAUGUGGAGCGCACGUUAACUGUUAUGGUUUGGAGUGACGACAUUUCUAAACCAAUUCGGAGAAACAUACGCGCUCGAUUGUUUAGGAUCCAGGAACAAAGAUCGUGUCUGACAGUUGCCGGCAUCAUGCUGUCCCGGGAAGCAGCGGUUACGGUAUUUGUUACGCUCUUAAGCUACACUAUCCUAAUUGCCGAACUCAGCGAAAGAAAGCUGCGCUCCCAGGAUGCCAAUCACACCUUGGAUUCUGCGAUUCUCGAGAUGACCGCAACAGCGUAG